This is a messenger RNA of Passer montanus (Eurasian tree sparrow), 4976 nucleotides long. It is a transcript of the gene LRRIQ1, whose product is annotated as leucine rich repeats and IQ motif containing 1. The record is from RefSeq and is a predicted model, not a curated record. Gene Ontology annotation, molecular function: protein binding. NCBI's taxonomy places the organism in Eukaryota, Metazoa, Chordata, Aves, Passeriformes, Passeridae. The transcript has 27 exons. Bases 172 to 4716 code for a protein of 1514 amino acids.
UGCGGGUCCCUCGUCCUCCCUCGGAGCUCCCCACCGUCCGCGGUGGGCGGGUGCGGAAUUUCAGGGCGGAGGGGCGGCCGGUCUCCAGAGGCGUCCAGAAAGGCGGAGGCUCCGUGAGGUGCUCGACUGAACGACAGCUUUCAAAACAGAUAAGAUCCUGUGGGAAGUAGAAUGUCGGAAGAUAUUGAAGGAAUUGAAAAAGAAGUAGAAAUUGAAUUAGGCAGAAUCAGUGUUUCUUCGUUUGGAACAGAUGAGGCUGACACAGAGGUAUCAGAGGAGCCCUUGAGUGACAGUGAGUCUAUUUCAGGUGACUUGCCAGAAUCAGUUCUCGCCUAUUUAAACUUUAUCAAGAGCAGCAAUCAAGAUGCUGAAAAGCUUAUACUGCAGGACUUAGAAGAUGAGCAAAGUAGAAAUGACAUCUAUGAAGUAGUUUCUUGCCAUCCUUCUGAAUCGAAUGAAGAUUCAAAACAAUUUAAUGAAAAGAUACUAGUUGGAGUUGAAAAUGAAGACUUGCAGCUUGCUGCAACACCUGAUUAUAGUCAGUCCAUCAGUGACUGCACUGAUGACCACUUUCUUACAGCUGAUCUUGAAAUGAGCAUAAGUCUUGCCCAUCGUGAAGUAGAAGAACAGUACAGACGAGCACUUGAGCUUGAAGAUGAAAAGAUGAAAAAGUGGAAAGCUGAGAGAGAAUCACGGGAAAAACAAAAUGAAGAGGAGCAUGCAAGAAGAUUCCAGCAUCUGCAGCAGUUUGAGGCUGAAAGAAUAAAAUUAGAUCUUCUUCAUAAGAAACGCCAGGCUGUAAUGGAAGAUGAGUUACAGAAAGAGAAGGAAGCUUGGAGACACAAAAUUAGGCAACAUGAGGAAUUGAUCAUGAAGCUGCAGUUGCAAAUGGAAGAGGAGAAAAAGGCCUUGGAAGAACAGAAAGCAAAAGAAAGACAGCAACUGGCUGAACAACAGAAUAUAGCAGCUGUGAAAAUCCAAGCUAGAUUUAGAGCAUUUUUAGUUCGUAAAAAAUAUGCUCCCAUUUUAAAACAAUGGAAGUAUGAAAUGAGAAAGAAGCAAAAAAUACUAGAGGAAAUAGAGCAAGAAAUGAAAGAAAGAGAGGAAAAACUGAACAGGCGAAUGGAAGAAAACAGGUUAAAGAGAAAAGAGGAAAGAAAGAGGCAAGAAGAACUUGAAAGAAAACAAUAUUUGAAACAGGUGAGGAGGCGUGAGGAAUAUGAGAAAAAGAAGGAAAGCCUGAGACUGGAAAGAGAAAAACAAGUGCAAAUAAGAAGAGAAGAACAAAGAAAAUUAGAACAAAAGAGAGCAGAAGCUGUGAUGAGUGAAAAUGUAGAAAAUAACAUAGAAAACAUAAAAAAGGAUAAUAAGACAGAAAAUAUGAAAGUAAUUAGAGAAGAGAAGGAGGAACUAAAUAAACAAGUAGAGGAACCAAAAGAAAAGCAUGCUGAAAUGAUGGAUGAAACAAAUAAUUGGAUGAUUCCAGCAGAAAGAAAUUUGACACCAAGCGUGCUAGGCUCUGAGAAGGCACACCCUUCUCAAGUAAAUAAUGAAAACUUACACAUUAAUUCAGUAACACAAGUAGAACAAAAUUACUCACAAACAAGUUAUCUUGAUAGAGUUUCAGAUGGUUGUAUUUCAAAGGAUGAAUCUCUUAACUUUGGUGCUAAUGACAUGGCAGAAAAUAAGGCAAAAUGUAUAUGCAGCAGCCCUCCAAAUGUCCAACCAAAUGCUAAUAACAGAGAAACUAAAGAUCAAUUUUCUCAUGGAACUAUGAAGAAAACUUUAUUUCUGAGGGAAAAUGCUACUAAAGGAGUCAGAGACAUCUGGGACAGUAAUCACGAUGUAGCAGAUUCUCCUAGUAAAGUAAUUUUUCCUGAUGAUAUUGAGAAGAAGAGAAUAAAUUGGAUGAACACAUGCAAAUCUUGGUCUAAAAUAUAUGAAGAAAACCAAAGCAAGCAAGCAACUAUAAGAAAACGACUAAGGAAAAGUUCAUUUAGCAAGAUGCCUCCACUAAGUACAGAAAAGAUAAUUCAUAGUGGCCCUUGGAGUACCUUGCAACAGGUCACAACGCUUACUCUUGAAGAUUUGCCAGCUUGUAGCCUCUCGACCUUAUCUGAGUGUUCAAACCUUCAAGUUUUGACGCUGAGGCGCUGUGGACUCGUUGCACUGGAAGGACUAAGUAGCUGCAAAGACCUGAAGUAUAUUAAUGUGGAGGAGAACAACAUUCAGGUAAUUGACUGUGCAAAUCUGGAAAAUCUCUGUAUUCUCAUUCUGAAUAAGAACCGUCUUUCAUCAGUUUGUGGCUUAGAUGGAUGCAAAAAUCUUCAAAAUCUUGAACUUUCCUACAAUAGAAUCACUCGAAUUGGUGGUCUGGAGUCUCUGAAAAAUCUUCAGCAAUUAAUUGUGGACCAUAAUCAGUUAAUCAGCACAAAAGGUCUUUGUGAGGUACCUACUCUCAUUCACCUAGACUGCUCUUUCAAUCAUCUUGCACAAGUUGAAGGCAUUGAGAAUUGUGGCCUACUUCAGGUUCUGAAGUUGCAAGGCAAUAAUCUCCAGGAGCUUCCAAGACUGGAAAAUCAUGUUCUCUUAAGAGAACUAUAUUUGGAUGACAAUAGUAUUUCUUCUAUGAGAAUGCUUUCUUCGUAUUGGUUGCCUCUAUUGCAGACUCUUUUGCUGUCUCAAAAUAGAUUAACUGACCUUGUGCCUUUAAAUUCAUUUGUAUUUUUGGAAAAGCUAGAUAUCAAAAAUAACUGCUUGUCAGAUCUUAAAAAUAUCCAUACAUGGUUUUGUGGCUGCCAUAAACUAAAGGAGUUGUCAUUGAGUGGGAAUCCUCUUCUCCAAGAAAAGAACUGGAGGUCUUCCAUGUUGAACGUCCUUCCUAGUUUACAGUUGCUUGAUGGUGAAAUCUUAACCCAUCAUAAUUUACUCACAACUGAAAAAAUCAAAGCAUCUGAAUUGGGAACUUUUCUGGAACUAUGUCAAGUUCAAAUUGAAGAAAAUAUUCAACUGAAAAAAAAGGCUGCUGAAUUGGAAAUUACCUCUUCUAUUGAUUCUGUAGUGGGACAAUGCUGGUAUUUUAAUCAGUUGAUGAAACUUAGUAUUAAACAUCGAUAUGUACAUGAGUAUGGUGAGCUAAACAUUACUGACAGAGAUGGACCAGAAGCACUUCAAAAUCAUUUAAAGCAAACAACCACUGGCUGCCUGCAGGAAAAUAACCUCUUUAUCAUGGGUGUGACAGAAAAUAAACAUGUCUUGUUGGAUCCUUCCAAAAGAUGGAUUACUACUGGCGAUAUUCAGGCCACAUUCAUUAACUCCUCCAUACCUGUGCAUCAGAAGGAAAAUAGAGGAGAUCAGAGAGUGAAGCAGAAGAGCACUGAAUCUUGUAUUAAUUACAGUGGGGAGAGCAAAGGCAACAAUAACAUGUCAGGCCAACUCACAUUGCAACAGUCAGUGAUAGUAACAAGUGACAUGGGAAGAAAUCUCCAGCACUUUGAGAAUGACACAGAGAGACUACAUAUGGAACCAUCCUCAAUCCAGUCCUUUUGGUGGCAGCACCAUGCUCAGAGGAAAAAUGACUGCAAUAAAACAGAGAAUCAUCAGUUUGCAGAAGCUUUGAGACAGAAACAUGAAGCUGCCACAGUAAUCCAGGCAUCUUGGAAGGGUUUUCUUUUGCGAAAGAAACUGGCCAGUGCUCUUGCAGAUGUUAAAAGUGAUGAAUUGGAAGAUGAAUAUGAAGAAAUUAAUGUGGAUGCUUUCACGUUUUCUGAAGCCGCAUUAGAGAAGGAAUGGCUAACUCUGGAUUCCACCCGUUUCCCUUCAAAAACACUCCUGCUCUCAAACCAGCUGCAUUGGCCAAAGAAGUUUUCUAGGCCUUCAGAUUCCAGUGGACAUUCAAAUAGUUUGCCAUUAGCACCACAAGAAGUUUGGCAGUAUGCUAACAGACCACAUUCAUACUCAGCAGAAAAAAUCCAUUUUCAUAGCAGGUCAGGGAAGGAAACAAAGUCACAGCUUUCUAACUGGAAUGAAAAAAAGGAGUUUUUAUUUAUGUCAGAAAAAGAAGAGAAAAUAUCAGAAGAAUGGGGUUUUAAGGAUAUUUCUACUGCACAGCUAAUGCUGAAGAGGGCCCAUAAAAUGAAACCUAAAAAAUACAGUAAUAAAAGUUUAGACCCAGCUGUGCGCCUGGCGUUGUUCAAAAACAAUGAAAAUAAACAUCUCUCUGUGAAACCACCAGGGAAGACACAGCCUAUAAAUGCUGAAUACUUUGAAGGUAAAAAAAAUUCUCAGCUGGAUGCUACUUUAGAUGAGAAAUUACAGAGAAAAGACUUCACAUACCAAUGGCUUCGUGCACAGCUUUUGGAUUAUGAAGAAGCCAGUUCCAGAAACACAAAGUGCUGUCGUUUUUUGCCUGAGUUAGAUCCUGCAGUAUGUGACAACAGACAAGUACAGCUUGUGGCAAGCCCUGUAAGCAGAGAAGACAUGGAUUUAGACCUUGUUUCCAUGGCCAGUGGAAGUGCUUUGACUGAGAACAGAGAAAAAAAUAAGCCGCCACACAGACACUCAGCAAGAUCCUCAAAAAAGAAUAUUUCUACUCCAGAAAAAUCAUGUUUUGGUCCAUCUCAUACAGAACGGAUAUCAUUUCGAGACCAUCCUGUGCAGCUAAGUGGAGGAUGGGGAGCAGGCAAAAAAAGGCAAAAGUUUAAAAAUAUUAGCUGAAUAUUGGAAAUAAGUAGUUGAUUUAAUCAAACACAGCCAGCAUAUGGAGAUCUGUUUCUUUUUAAGCCUCUGAAUAUCAGUUGUUGGAUUUUCAUUUAUUACCAAUAAACCAGUUUCAGUUAACUACUUUUGACUUAUUUUAUUAUACAUGGUUACAGUGGUUGGGGUUUUGUGGGAUUUUUUUGUCAAAGUAUUUUAGACCUGUCAGUAAGUUAUCAGAGUUUGUGUUUUCAAUUGCUUAUAUGUUCAUGUGGUAUAGA